Columba livia (rock pigeon) is the source of this 3991-nucleotide messenger RNA. It is a transcript of the gene TEAD3, whose product is annotated as TEA domain transcription factor 3. Lineage: Eukaryota; Metazoa; Chordata; Aves; Columbiformes; Columbidae. Gene Ontology annotation, molecular function: RNA polymerase II cis-regulatory region sequence-specific DNA binding; DNA-binding transcription factor activity, RNA polymerase II-specific. The transcript has 14 exons. Gene Ontology annotation, cellular component: transcription regulator complex. The coding region runs from base 309 to 1607 and encodes 432 amino acids. The record is from RefSeq and is a predicted model, not a curated record. Gene Ontology annotation, biological process: hippo signaling; positive regulation of transcription by RNA polymerase II; embryonic organ development.
GCUCCUCCCUUGCAUAAACUUUCCCGUCCCUGCGCCUGGCUCCGUGCGCGGACCCGGGAGCCCGCCGCGCUCCCCGAAUUCCUGCCGCGCCCCGCCCCGGCCCGGCCCCGGCCCCGGUCCGGCCUCGGUCCGGUCCCGGUCCCGGUCCCGGCACCCACGGCCGGCCCAGCCCCUCCGGAGCACGGAGCAGGUUGUCACGUGUCCGUGGGGGCUCGGGGUCGGAGCCCAGAGCAGCCAGCACCAUAGCGUCCAACAGCUGGAAUGCCAGUGGCAGCCCCGGGGAGGGGCGGGAAGAUGGCCAGGACGGCAUGGACAAGAGUCUGGACAAUGAUGCCGAGGGUGUGUGGAGUCCGGAUAUCGAGCAGAGCUUCCAGGAGGCGCUGGCGAUCUACCCGCCCUGCGGCCGGCGGAAAAUCAUCCUCUCAGAUGAGGGCAAGAUGUACGGUCGUAACGAACUGAUAGCCCGGUACAUCAAGCUGCGUACGGGGAAGACACGGACAAGGAAGCAGGUGUCCAGCCACAUACAGGUUCUAGCUCGGAAGAAGGUGCGGGAGUACCAGGUUGGCAUCAAGGUCUCUAGCCACUUGCAGGUUCUUGCCCGGCGGAAAUCUCGUGAGAUUCAGUCCAAGCUGAAGGCCAUGAACUUGGACCAGGUCUCGAAGGAUAAGGCUCUGCAGAGCAUGGCUUCCAUGUCCUCCGCGCAGAUUGUGUCGGCCAGUGUCCUGCAGAACAAGCUCAGCCCCCCGCCUCCCCUUCCUCAGGCCGUCUUCUCUGCUGCCCCCAGGUUUUGGAGUGGCCCUAUCCCAGGACAGCCUGGACCCUCUCAGGACAUUAAACCAUUUGCACAACCAGCUUACCCCAUCCAGCCACACAUGCCUCCAUCACUAGCCAGUUAUGAGCCCUUGGCUCCACUCCCGCCAGCCGCCUCGGCCGUGCCCGUCUGGCAGGACCGCACCAUUGCCUCCGCCAAGCUCCGGCUCCUCGAGUACUCCGCCUUCAUGGAGGUGCCGCGGGACGCUGAAACGUACAGCAAACACCUCUUCGUGCACAUCGGCCAGACGAACCCCUCGUACAGCGAUCCGCUGCUAGAGGCCGUGGACAUCCGCCAGAUCUAUGACAAGUUCCCUGAGAAGAAAGGUGGCCUCAAGGAGCUCUAUGAGCGUGGACCCCAGAACUCCUUCUUCCUUGUCAAAUUUUGGGCGGAUCUGAACAGCACGAUCCAGGAUGGGCCAGGAACUUUCUAUGGUGUCAGCAGCCAGUACAGCAGUGCAGAGAACAUGACCAUCACAGUCUCCACCAAGGUCUGCUCCUUUGGGAAGCAGGUCGUGGAGAAGGUGGAGACGGAGUACGCGCGGCUCGAGAACGGCCGGUUCGUCUACCGCAUCCACCGGUCCCCCAUGUGCGAGUACAUGAUCAACUUCAUCCACAAACUCAAGCACCUCCCAGAGAAGUACAUGAUGAACAGCGUCCUGGAGAAUUUCACCAUCCUGCAGGUCGUUACAAACAGGGAUACCCAGGAGACCUUGCUCUGCAUCGCCUUCGUCUUCGAGGUCUCUACCAGCGAACAUGGCGCCCAGCACCACGUGUACAAGUUGGUCAAGGACUAGGGGCCCUCAGGAUGGGGUCACGAGGGGAGAGCAGGGCAGGGGGGCAUGCAGAAAAGCCACCCGUGGCCAUUGCCUCGUGAGAAGUCAUUUGAAGAGAGGAGGAGGAGGAAGGAAAACAGUAGCCAAAAAAGACUGACUUGCAAUCGCAGAUGUUUUCUACUUAGGAAGAGUUUCUUUUUUUUAAAAAAAAAAUAUAAAUAAAAAUAAUUAAAAAAAAAAAAAAAAAAAAAGAAGAAGGGGAAAGGAAGCAUAGGGAGAAAAGAAACCAGUGUCUGGUGCUGGAUGGGAAGUGAUCGGCCCCAUCAGAGUGGAGGACAACCCCUCCUGUCCCCCUUGCUCCGGCGCGGUGUGGGGCAGAGCAGCGAGCGCAGACGGGCCGGAGGACGCGGCGUCGUGCCGGCGUGGUCUGAAACUGGUUGGCGCAGCCACAGCGUCGGAGCUGCCUGGCAGGGCCUGGCGCUGCGGGUGACAGUGAGGACGUGGGGACAGCUGUGCCAGGGCAGGGCAAUGAGGAGGACGUUGCUGCCUCCCUGGGGACCGGGCCUCAGGGUGCUCCUCUGCGCCCAUCCGGGCACGGGCAGUGCUGAAGGUGGGAGGGCAUUGACGAUGCAAACACUUUUUAUGGCUCUUUUUUUUUUCCCCCCUUUUUUUUUUAAAAAUAAAGUGCUUUUAAAUACUUUUUUAAAAAGACACCAUGCAUGUAAUCGGGAUUAUGUCCCUGUAUGGUGUCUGGGACCUGCUCCCCUUCCCUCUGUGCCGGUGACCGGAGGAGGUGACACAGCUGAGUUUGUUGGGUCGGAGCUGUGCAGCAAAACCACUGGGCACAGGGAGCUGGCCUCGAUGGCUUGGGGGGGGUCUCCAUCACCUCUCCGGGGUCACUGAACACCGGAGGCUGUUUAUUUUACGCGGCGGCAGGAUCCCCCGAGCUCUGUGUGCGCUUUCAGGGAUUGCACUUGGGGGGUGGCUCCGGCUAAAUGUGUCCCCCCCAUGGUUGCUUGCUGAGGAGUGAUGAGAGAGCAGUGAGGGCGGAUUUGCCUGAUUUACUUUGCAUGUGUACAUUUUCCGGUUUUGUUUUUUCCCCUUUUUUCCUGUUUUCUGCGUUGACCGGUUUCAGCUGCUCCUGCGGCCGCUCCGGCUCGCCGCGACCCCACGGGGACAGCUGGGGACGCCGCUCAUGCAGGGAGAAGCACGUUGUGCAGUGCAGGGCCAGGCUGAGAGUGGGCAGAGGUGGGGAGAGGGACAGAGGACGGGAAGGACACCAGGACAGGGACUGGGUCUGCUCGGAAUUAUUUUUAUGGCUGCAGCCCAAAAUAAGGCAAGGCAGGGUGCAGGAGCAGAUGCAGAGGGACAGAGGGUGGGUCUCUAUGGUGGUGGCACGGAGCAGGGUAGCAGGGGGCUGGCAGGGGGACGGGGAGCCUGAGAUGGGCAGGUCUGGCUGCGUUUCUUGUGCUGGAGGGAGGUGCAGAGCCAGGGAGGGAGGGCAGAAGUGGUCCGAGGGUGCUGGAGCCCGGGAUGGGGGGGACGUGGAGGGUUAGGCUCGAUGCUGCAGGGUGCGGAGAAGCAGAAAUAGCCCAGAGCUCAGGAAAGGGCCUUGGCUGCCAUCACGAUGCCACGUGUCCCGUGAGGCAUGGGGACUGUCACCUCUCACUGUCAGGAGAAGCCACCCGGCCCCAUGGGACGGGGCAGAGCUGCCCCGGCCCUGCACCCAGGUGAGGACAUGGUGGUGGGGACAGAUGGGGACAGCCGCGGUGAGCGGGGUAAAAGGCAGGCAAAAAUCCAGGGGAAGGCGCUGGCAUCCCCUCCCGGGGCUGCGCUGGGGCUGCCCGGCCGAGUUCUCAUAUGUAGCAUGUUUGUUUGUUGUUUUGUGGUUCUUCUAUCUUUCUUUCAUUUCACUCACUGAUCUAAAACUCUGGGAAUGAAAACUCAGAACUUCCCCACCAUAAAACGCAGGUGUGCCCCAUCCCGGUGCCGGGGGACAGAGCUCUUCGUUAACUGGACCGGUUUGUGCCUCCAUCCCCAUAUCCCUCCUGCACCCCAACGGUCCCAGAGACACUUUCUCAAACCCCAUCCGAUCCCUCUGUUCUCCUCCAGUGUAUUUAUGAAUUUCACAUGAAGUACUGUUUAUUUUUUUAAAGACUUUGUAAAGCUUACCAGGGUUACAAUCACCAUUUUUAGAGCUGUGUCAGUCCACAAUGUUAAAAAUCCAAUUUUUUAUGUAUUAUAUUUUUGUGUAUUUUUUUUAAUCCAGCUGUGAUGGGUUGUAUCAUAUAUUUGUUGUGUUUACUGUGUCUGUCCAACUUCAAAGAGAGGAGACUGUGGAGCUCCAAGAAAACUACGGUCUGCUGAAAAAGAUAUUAAAAUUAUUUGUUCAUGGGUUGGCUCAA